UGAUGCCAGAGCCGAAUGCCAAGGCUGGAUGCUGAUGCCCAGUGCCCGGUGCUGGUACCCAGUGCGUGGUGCCAGUGCCCGGUGUGCGGUGUCUGGUCCUGGUGCCCGGUGCGCAUUGCUCGGUCCCGGUGCCGCUGCCUGUACCCGCGCGCAGUGCGCGGUGCCGGAGCCGGUGCCGGUGCCGGUGCCGCUGCCGGUGAUGCCGAGCGGCCGCCCCGCCCGCCCCCCCGCCCGCCCCGCCCCGGGGCCGCCCCCGCCCCCGCCGCUGCUAUUUCUGCUAAUCCGCGGCGGGGCCCGGCCGUGCCCAUCGGCAGCCGCCGCUCCCGGACGGCGCCCGGCGCCGCAGCCAUGAUAAAACGUUUCCUGAAGGAGGACUCGGACGAGGCUGAGCUGACGCAGUUCCUGCGGGAUUGCCCAGCAGCUGACAGCUCCCGGAAGGUGGAGGUCCCGGAGAGCCGGCGGGAGCCCGGCCACCCCCUGGGCAGCGUAGCCAGGGUCCCCCCAGACGAAGCCAGUGACGAGAGGGACACCAGGAUUUUCUCCCGCUCCCGGCCCUCGGAUUUCCAGCAGCACAUCGCCGCACCCCCGCCCCCCAGCCCCAACCGCCCGCGGAGCCCCUGGGGACAGCUGGACCCCUACGACUCCUCCGAGGAUGACAAGGAGUACGUGGGCUUUGCCACGCUGCCCAACCAGGUGCAUCGCAAGUCGGUGAAGAAGGGCUUUGACUUCACCCUCAUGGUGGCAGGGGAAUCCGGCCUGGGCAAGUCCACCCUGGUCAACAGCCUCUUCCUGACGGACAUGUACAGGGACCGCAAGCUGCUCAACGCCGAAGAGCGCAUCACGCAGACGGUGGAGAUCACCAAGCACGUGGUGGACAUCGAGGAGAAGGGGGUCAAGCUGCGCCUGACCAUCGUGGACACGCCGGGCUUCGGGGACGCCGUCAACAACACCGAGUGCUGGAAGCCAGUGGCCGACUACAUCGACCAGCAGUUUGAGCAGUAUUUCCGUGACGAAAGUGGCCUCAACCGGAAAAACAUCCAGGACAACCGAGUGCACUGCUGUAUCUACUUCAUCUCGCCCUUUGGCCACGGGCUCCGGCCCCUGGACGUGGAGUUCAUGAGAGCUCUGCACCAGCGCGUGAACAUCGUGCCCGUGCUGGCCAAGGCUGACACCCUGACCCCCGCCGAGGUGGAGCGCAUGAAGAACAAGAUCCGGGAGGAGAUCGACCACUACGGCAUCCGCAUCUACCAAUUCCCUGAGUGCGACUCGGACGAGGAUGAGGAGUUCAAGCUGCAGGACCAGGCACUGAAGGAGAGCAUCCCCUUCGCCGUUAUCGGCAGCAACACGGUGGUGGAGGCCAAGGGCCGGCGCGUCCGUGGGCGCCUCUACCCCUGGGGCAUCGUGGAAGUGGAGAACCCGUCCCACUGCGACUUCGUGAAGCUGCGGACGAUGCUGGUGAGGACGCACAUGCAGGACCUGAAGGAUGUGACACGGGAGACGCACUACGAGAACUACCGCACGCAGUGCAUCCAGAGCAUGACCCGCAUGGUGGUCAAGGAGCGGAACCGCAACAAGCUGACCCGGGAGAGCGGGACAGACUUCCCCAUCCCCGUGAUCCCCCCAGUGCCGGACGUGGAGACGGAGAAGCUCAUCCGGGAGAAGGAUGAGGAGCUGCGGCGGAUGCAGGAGAUGCUCCAGAAGAUCCAGAAGCAGAUGAAGGACUCGCACUAGCCCGUCCCUCCUCCUCCUCCCCCUCCUGGCCCCGAUCAGAAAUGUUUACAUCGCGCUCCACCUGCCCGGCCCCGCUGCCAGACUCGGUACCGACACCCACCCACCACCUUAAGCUGCGGCAUCGCCUUAUGCAACCACCCAGCGCCCGCGGGGACCAGGGCACAGCGAGGGGACACCAGGGCACAGCGAGGGACAGGGCCUCUCCUGCCCCGCUCCUCUCCACUCACUGGGGACAGCUUGGUCCCCCAAGCUUUGGUUUCCCAUUCCUCCACAGCUCUGGGGAGGGCCCUGGCCAGCUUGGUCCCCACAGUGUGUCCCUUGUCCCCGUGUCACCCUGGGCUCCCUGCUUACAGCCUUUAUGCUCAGCUUGGCCCUGGCUUAAGGGAAGAGGAAAGGGGGGCACUGCUGCCAGCCCCCCAAAGGCCCCAGCUGCUGUGGGGGACGGGGCUGUUCCCCUGCCCUUGGCUGGCAUGGAGGGACAGCAGCUCCUGGGAACCACAGGGGACAGAGGGGAUGGACAGCCAAGGGACAGCCACCAUCCUGCUUCAUGCCAGCACCAGUGCAGGGGGACAGAAGCUUGUCAGUGUCCAGCCCUGUGUCCUUACCCUGUCCCCACUGAGUGACAGCAGGGCUGUGGCACAAGGAGCACUGGGGAAUCAGUGUUGCCAGGGAAAAUCCCUUGAACCCCAAAUCAGAGGCUGGGCACCCCAGCCUGCCGUGAUGUUGGCCCUGUAAAGCAAUAAUGAGUGUCCUUUGCCCGUGGCACCUCUCACCCCAUGGCAACAGCACCGGCCCUGGCUGGAAUUUCAGCCCCUGCUGCCACUUGCUUUUCUGUGGUGUCCUGUGUGCCCAAGAUGUCCUUGUCCCUGCUGCUUCUUGGCACAGCAGCCCCGUGUAUUCUCCAAGGAUGUACCCAUCUGUGCUGCUUCCCAGCGAAGCGCUGCUGCGUGUCCCCAUGGCCCCCACGGUUGUCCCCAUGUUCCCCACCGUGUCCCACUUGGUUUUGCUGCCCUACAGAGCACUGCAGCUUCUCCCCCCUGCUCAGACUGUCCCCAUCUGUGUUGCUUUCCCACAGAGCUGUGUUGCAUCUGUGUGUGCCCCUGGGAUGUCCCCAGCCAUGUCACCACCCUGCAGGGCUCUGUGUAGUGUCCCUGUGUCCCCAGGGAUGUCCCCAGCUUUGUUGCUUCCUGCAGAGCCCCACUGUGUGUCCCCAGGGCCGCCUCUCGCAGCAUCCCUGGGGAGAUGGAUCCAAACCCCUCCUGGGCCUGGGAAAGCCCGCAGGGUAUGGUGAGGAUGCAGGCAGGACUGGGAGCAGUGGGAGCUGUGGGAGCUGGCUGCCGUGGGGAUGUCCUGUCCCCAUCAGGGCCCCGAGCUGGGGCGUGGCUGGCAGGGGCUGUGCCCGGCCGGGGUCAGGGCUGCAGGGUGCCCGGGCAGCACCCAGCCUGUGCCCCCCGUGUCCCCGUGCCAGCGGGGGUCCCGUGGCCCCCGUGGGCAGGGCCCCCCCGGGCAGGGCCCUGCAGGGAAUAUUUAGUGCUUUCCUUUUUUUAAUCUCGCUAUUUUCUUACAGAAGUCCCUCCCCUGGCAUGACGGUCCUAGAGGCGUUUAUUAACGGAUCAGAGAGUAUAGGUUUAUAAAUUCUUAUAGAGUAGUGGAAAUAUUUUUAUCCCUCCACAACCGUUCUCAAUAAAUACGGCUGACCUGG
Molecule: messenger RNA, 3433 nt
Organism: Passer domesticus (house sparrow)
Lineage: Eukaryota; Metazoa; Chordata; Aves; Passeriformes; Passeridae
Gene: SEPTIN4
Product: septin 4
Exons: 12
Coding region: 16-1731 (571 amino acids)
Biological process (GO): intracellular protein localization; cytoskeleton-dependent cytokinesis; regulation of exocytosis
Cellular component (GO): synaptic vesicle; septin ring; cell division site
Molecular function (GO): GTP binding; molecular adaptor activity; GTPase activity
Source: RefSeq, a predicted model, not a curated record